AUGAAAUUUUUGGAAUACAACGCAUGGAUGUUCCAUCAACAUAGAAUUAUCAAAGCUAUUUGUUUGCUGCUGUUGUUGUUCAUAACUGAAGAAACUUUACGAACAUAUGUUUGGUAUGAUCAUGAUUUUGUACGGCCUUCUCCGAGAACACCAGGGCUAAGUGUCAAUUUUACGGGAUUUGACAAUGUUAGCGGUGUUAACUAUUAUCUCGUACCGAACGUAAUCCAUAUAAUACGUUUCAACAAGAAAACAUUUGAUUUUGUUGAUGUUGUGUGUUUACGUGCUGCAUAUCGAGCACAAAAACCAGAUAAAUUUGUUAUCCAUACAAAUGAAAAGGAGUUUGAAGGAAAAUAUUGGCUGAAAUUACAGACAUGGCCAGAUUUAUUUCGUCGAAUCGAAAUAAAAUAUCGUGCACCACCAACGAAAAUAUUUGGUCAAUCAUUAAGUAAAGAUUGGCAGCUGCAUCACGGCUCAGAUAUUGAACGUGUUCGUAUUCUAAUAGAAUAUGGUGGCAUUUGGAUGGAUAACGAUGUUUAUAUUGUACAAAAUUUAGAUCGUUAUAGAAAAUUUGAAAUGGUACUUAAUUGGGAUGAAAAUCAAUUUUUAGCGACACAAUUAUAUUUGGCUCAUAAAGAUGCACGCUUUUUACCACUAUAUUUAGAAACAUAUCGACAAUAUCGAUCGAAUUUGUGGUAUUACAAUGCUGGUGAGCGUCCAACACAAGAAAUUCUUUACAAACAUCCAGAAUUAAUUCAUCGAGUAAAAAACUUGUUUGGAGCAGAUACGUCUCUCAGUUAUAAUUUAUAUAACAAAAAAAACUGGACAGAAUGGCGGAAUCAACAUGCCAUUCAUUUGCUAUUUAAUCAUCGGUCGUAUAUGCACAAAGAAAAUUAUCAAAAAUAUCCAGUCUUAGAUGAAAAAACAAUUCUUGACUAUAAACAAACGUUUGGAGAAAUGGCACGAGAGGCAUAUUUCAGCGAGUAG
Messenger RNA from Didymodactylos carnosus, 984 nucleotides. The record is from the annotation of a GenBank genome assembly. Lineage: Eukaryota; Metazoa; Rotifera; Eurotatoria; Philodinida; Philodinidae.